AUGAAGGCCUUAGAAUAUGUAAUACUAUUAUGUGCAGCAUUUCCAAUCUUUAGUUUGAUUUCAGUGUCAUGUAUCAAUUCAUCCUCAGUUGAAUACAAUUUUCUCCAAUGCCUUUCAAAUCAUUCUCAUUCCUCAAAUCCAAUCUCUGAGGCACUUUUCACCCCCAAAAGUGCCUCUUUUUCUUCUAUUCUGCAGUCAUAUGUGAGAAAUCUCAGAUUUAUGGAUCCCAUAAUCCCGAAACCUAUGGUAAUUAUUGCAGCCAAGCACGAAUCCCAUGUUCAAGCCACAGUCAUAUGUGCCAAAACCCUUGGCUUGGAAAUUAGAAUUAGAAGUGGCGGACAUGACUAUGAAGGCGUCUCCUAUGUAUCCAGAGACGCAAAAGAUUUCAUCCUUCUUGACAUGUUUAAUCUUCGGUCCAUCAACGUCGAUUUGGCAGAUGAAAGUGCAUGGGUUCAAUCUGGGGCUAUACUUGGUGAAAUUUUUUAUGCAAUUUUUAAGAAAAGCAAGUACCAUGCCUUCCCUGCUGGGGUCUGUCCUACAAUUGGUGCUGGUGGGCAUUUCACAGGAGGUGGUUAUGGUAACAUGAUGAGAAAAUAUGGGCUUUCCUCUGAUAACAUUGUUGAUGCAAAAAUAGUAAAUGUAAAUGGUACAAUUCUUGAUAGAAAAUCAAUGCGGGAAGAUCUAUUUUGGGCCAUUAGAGGAGGUGGUGGAUCAAGUUUUGGGGUCAUUCUUGCUUGGAAAAUCAAGCUGGUCCGGGUUCCUGCCAUGGUAACGGUGUUUGAUGUCAAAAAAACAUUGGCAGAAGGUGCAACAGACAUUCUUGUGAAAUGGCAACAAGUUGCUGAUAAGCUAGAUAAUGAUCUCUUCAUAAGAGCCGUUCAUAAACCAGUCAAUCGAACAAUUGAGGUUUCUUUUGUUUCCUUGUUUUUGGGGAGCUCCGAUAGACUUUUGAAGCUGAUGAGCCAAAGCCUUCCUCAAUUGGGUUUGCAGAAAAAAGAUUGCAUAGAGAUGAGUUGGAUUCAAUCGGUUUUGUUUUGGGCUGACUACAGAAAUGGAACCACUCCUCCAGAUGUUCUGCUCAACAGGUUCCCCAGCUCGGGAAAAGUGUUCUUGAAGCGCAAAUCCGAUUACGUGAAAGAACCAAUUUCAAAGACGGAUUUGGAAGCCUUGUGGAAGGUGAUGAUUGAGAUUGGAGAAGUUAUGAUGCUGUGGAAUCCUUAUGGAGGAAAAAUGAGUGAGAUUCCUGAGACAGCUACUCCAUUUCCUCAUAGAGCAGGCAACCUAUUCAAGAUUCAGUAUUCAGUUAACUGGAAGGAGGAAAGGGUUGAGGCCACCAAAAAGUACUUGCGUUUGAUGAGAAAACUUUUUGAAGCAAUGACUCCUCAUGUGUCCAAGAAUCCAAGGGAGGCUUUUUACAACUAUCGUGACCUUGACGUUGGUACGAAUUUAAAAGGUGCAUACACUGAAGCAAAAGUGUAUGGAACUAAGUACUUCAAGGGUAAUUUUGAAAGAUUAGUGCGUAUUAAGACAGCGGUGGAUCCUGACAAUUUUUUCAGAAAUGAACAAAGUAUUCCAACUAAUAAAUCUAUGGAACUAUGAAAGAGAAGCAGUGGAGCUGUUUUUGGUAUUUUGCAGAUAUAGAAAUCAAAGAUGAAGAUUUUGUUGAGAUUAGAGAAACUACGACAUAGAGAACG
This is a messenger RNA of Pyrus x bretschneideri (Chinese white pear), 1694 nucleotides long. RefSeq names its product berberine bridge enzyme-like 14. Gene Ontology annotation, molecular function: oxidoreductase activity; FAD binding. The coding region runs from base 1 to 1599 and encodes 532 amino acids. The transcript has a single exon. The record is from RefSeq and is a predicted model, not a curated record. NCBI's taxonomy places the organism in Eukaryota, Viridiplantae, Streptophyta, Magnoliopsida, Rosales, Rosaceae.